This is a messenger RNA of Plasmodium gaboni, 174 nucleotides long. RefSeq lists its product as hypothetical. The transcript has 2 exons. The record is from RefSeq and is a predicted model, not a curated record. NCBI's taxonomy places the organism in Eukaryota, Apicomplexa, Aconoidasida, Haemosporida, Plasmodiidae. The coding region runs from base 1 to 174 and encodes 57 amino acids.
AUGUUUUUUUUUUGUAACAAAAAUCUGUUAAAUUGUAUGAGAAGCUUUAUAACUUUAAAUGGUGUUCUAUAUGCUAAAAGGACUUGGCAAACCAAUAUGAAAAGGAAAACUUAUAGAUCAAAGAAAAGAAAAAAAUAUAUAAGAUUAGGAGAAACAUUAAUUCGAAUUCAAUAA